Messenger RNA from Sapajus apella (tufted capuchin), 1030 nucleotides. Its product is annotated as tripartite motif-containing protein 48-like. Bases 490 to 1011 code for a protein of 173 amino acids. The record is from RefSeq and is a predicted model, not a curated record. Gene Ontology annotation, molecular function: zinc ion binding. Lineage: Eukaryota; Metazoa; Chordata; Mammalia; Primates; Cebidae. The transcript is spliced from 2 exons.
UUAACAGGUGCCAUGGUGGUUUGCUGCCCCACUUUUGUGUCCCUGUCUAAAAAUAAGUCAUAGAACCGUGUGGCCAUCUUUUCAUAUUUCUUUGUCCAAAGUAGUGUUUUUUUCCCCCAAUCUCUCAUAGUAAUUCAGUCAUUAUUUGAAAGAAGAAUAGGAACAACUACUGUUUAUUCUAGACCACUUAGAACCAAAACCCAACUUCUAGAUUCACAUUGAGAAAAUGGGUAAUUCGGUAGAUUUGUAUUAUGUUACAGACAGAAACUAGCAGAAGGGACUGUGUCUCGUCUAGUCAGUCACAUCUGCUAUUAAGCCUGCAGACUCUCUUUGUGCGUGGGAAUUUUAUUUAUGUUAAGGAAGAAAUAGUUUGUUGUACUUUAAUCAACACUGUCAAGACAAUAAAGCUAUCACAUAUCUCCACGUGUUCAGAAGUUUUUCAUCAACCCAGGCUCCAAAAUAACAUGUUGCUCUUUCUUCUUCAGAAACAUGGAAUCUGGGUUCUUGAAAGCCUUCCAGAGGACAGUCACCUGCCCUAUCUGCAUGAACUGCUUCAUAGACCCAGUCACCCUAGACUGUGGGCACAGCUUUUGCAGGCCCUGUUUCUGUCUCAGCUGGCAAGACAUCCAAGUUCUAGCUCAGUGCUCUAAGUGCAGAAAGACAACACAGCGGAGAAACCUCAAAACUAACAUUAAUUUGAAGAACCUAGCUUCCCUUGCCAGAAAAGUCAGUCUCUGGCAAUUCCUGAGAUCUGAGGAGCAAAUGUGUGAGAUUCACAGGCAGACAAAGAAGAUGUUCUGUGAAGUGGACAAGAGCCUGCUCUGUUUGCUGUGCUCCAACUCUCAGGAGCACCGGGAUCACAUACACUGUUCCAUUGAAUGGGCUGCUGAGGAACACCGGGAAAAGCUUUUAAAGAAAAUGCAGUCUUUAUGGGAAAAAGCUUGUGAAAAUCAUGGAAACCUGAACAUGGAAACCACCAGAGCCAGAUGCUGGAAGGUUAGUAGCAUAUAAACUCUACCUUCUCUAGGAA